AUGGAGGAUAUCAGUAAGAUCAAGCCAUAUAUAAGCUACCUCAAUAAGCAACUUGAGCAGUUAGCUAUCGAAAUCAAAAAAUUGACUGCACAGUCGCUUAAUGAACAGCUUCUCUCGCUGAAAGAUGAGCGUGAAAAGCUAGCUCUGUCAAAUAAAUACGCUUAUGUGCUAAGUUCUCUGUUAUUUGUAUACAUGAAAGUCCUCAACGUUAAGGACAUGUCACCUAUUAUGGGUGAACUUGCGAGGGUUAAGAGUUACAUGGAUAGGGCCAAACAGCUAGAUAAGAAAGAAAUCGAAAAGCAACAAAAGCAGAAAGAGCAACAAGCAAGUGCUAAGGCUAUAAUACAGAGCUCUCUAAAUGGUGCUGAUCCUCAGCCGGCGAUCAGUAAGGUCCAUUUCCAGGGUCGCCAUACAAAGUUUGAAGAUAGCGGAGACAAGGAAGAGAUGGCCAAGAAGAUCAUGAGUAGAUUAAAACAAGCAAAAAGCACUAAAGGAAAGGUCAGCAAGAAGAAGUAA
This is a messenger RNA of Eremothecium sinecaudum, 516 nucleotides long. It is a transcript of the gene LRP1, whose product is annotated as Lrp1p. The record is from RefSeq and is a predicted model, not a curated record. Bases 1 to 516 code for a protein of 171 amino acids. Gene Ontology annotation, cellular component: exosome (RNase complex); nucleolus. Gene Ontology annotation, biological process: regulation of gene expression; maturation of 5.8S rRNA. Gene Ontology annotation, molecular function: DNA binding; RNA binding. Lineage: Eukaryota; Fungi; Ascomycota; Saccharomycetes; Saccharomycetales; Saccharomycetaceae. The transcript has a single exon.